Molecule: messenger RNA, 3003 nt
Organism: Pieris napi
Lineage: Eukaryota; Metazoa; Arthropoda; Insecta; Lepidoptera; Pieridae
Gene: Fatp
Product: long-chain fatty acid transport protein 4-like
Exons: 14
Coding region: 207-2291 (694 amino acids)
Biological process (GO): triglyceride homeostasis
Cellular component (GO): endoplasmic reticulum
Molecular function (GO): long-chain fatty acid transmembrane transporter activity; long-chain fatty acid-CoA ligase activity
Source: RefSeq, a predicted model, not a curated record
GAUUACGAUAGUACACCCCACCGCUGCAGCUCGCGCAUUUCGUUUUUCGACAACCGCCAUUCUCGUGGUAGCACGCGUGUUGGGUGAAGUUUACGAGUUCUAUAGUUUACCGUAGAGGAUUAUACAAAUAUAGAAUUGGUGAACAAAAUGUAUGAAUAGUGAAACCUGAAUUAUAAUUUUGACAAUAACUCAUUGAAGCCUCGAGGAUGUCGAACAACGGUGUUGAUAAUAACAUGAAUAAGACUGAUAAGAAUAAUAAAUUAGAUAUACCAUAUGCACAUAGGGAUAUUGAGAAGGGUACCCGUGCAGGGAGUUCUGGUAUAUCUUGGGCCAAGGUCUUCGUUAUGGUUGUGGCGCUGGCCGUGCUGGUCGCAGCAUGUGCUGUAACAAUUGUGUUUGUGGACUGGCAGACUGGUCUCAUAGUGCUGGCUGUGUUCGUACCAGUAUAUGUGAUUUUAUAUUUCUGGAGGUUCCUAUAUAUUGUUGUGAAAACUGGGCCAAGGGAUAUGAGGGCAUUAUAUUGCUAUGUUAAAAUAUUGAGGCUUACGAAUAAUUUCUCAAAAAGAGAUUGGACGAUGCCGGAUAUCUUUCACGAGAAUGUCAAGAGACAUCCGAACAAACCGUGCUUCUUGUUCGAAGACGAGACGUGGACUUUCAAACAGGUUGAAGAUUUCAGUCUUCGCGUAUCAGCUGUUCUGAAAGCGCAAGGUGUUAAAAAGGGCGAUACAGUUGGUGUGAUGGCCAGUAAUUAUCCCGAAAUGCCUUCAAUUUGGCUUGGGACCGCCAGAAUUGGUGGUGUUUCACCACUUAUUAACACCAAUCAAACAGGAAACACACUACUACAUUCGAUAAAUGUAGCAAAAUGCGAUGUUCUUAUAUAUGGAAGUGAAUUUGAAACUGCUAUACAAGAAGUCAAAAAGGAGCUCAAUUCAUCACUUCGUUUACUUAAAUUCACCCGUCGACCACUGAACACAAAUGACAGUGCCAAAAUGGCCGAAUCUGAUAAUGAUUUUACGCAUAUGUUGGAGACGACAGCACCUGCGACCUGGAGCAAGGCCGAUAGUGACGGAUUUAAUGGACGACUGCUCUAUAUAUACACAUCUGGAACGACGGGUCUGCCUAAGGCUGCUGUUAUUUCGCCUUCAAGAAUGUGCUUCAUGGCAUCCGGUGUACAUUUCCUCGGAAGCCUGAACAGGAAUGACGUCAUAUACUGUCCCAUGCCCCUAUACCACUCCGCUGGGGGAGUGAUUACUGUCGGCCAGGCCUUUAUCUUUGGAUGCACUGUUGCAUUGAGGAUGAAAUUCUCAGCCACUUCCUAUUUCCCAGACUGCAUUAAGUAUAAGGCUACUGCUGCACAUUACAUUGGCGAAAUGUGUCGCUACAUAUUGGCAACGCCAUCAGCAGCAACCGACAGACAACACAAAGUCCGCACUGUGUAUGGAAACGGAAUGCGACCAACGGUUUGGAAUGAGUUUAUAAAUCGUUUUGGAAUCAAAAAGGUCGUGGAAUUCUACGGCGCCACAGAAGGAAAUGCUAACAUUUUAAACAUCGAUAAUAAGCCAGGUGCAAUAGGUUUCGUAUCCCGAAUCAUUCCUGCAGUGUAUCCUAUAGCUAUUAUAAAAGUUGACGAAGAAGGAGAGCCGAUAAGGGAUUCGAAGGGACUUUGUCAGGUCGCCAAAGCAAAUGAACCGGGCGUCUUUAUAGGUAAAAUAAAGCCUAAUAACCCAUCAAGGGCUUUCCUGGGUUACGUGAGCAAAGAGGACUCAGACAAGAAGAUAGUUAGGAAUGUAUUCAAUCACGGCGACUCAGCGUUUAUAUCAGGAGACAUAUUAAUAUCGGACGAGCUCGGUUAUCUUUACUUCCGGGAUCGCACGGGCGACACCUUCCGGUGGCGUGGAGAAAAUGUCAGUACCACGGAAGUGGAGGCUGCUAUAUCCAGGGUUGCUGACCAGAGAGACGCUGUUGUAUAUGGAGUAGAGAUUCCGAGUAACGAGGGUAGAGCGGGCAUGUGCGGUAUAGUUGACAGUGACGGAUCCUUGGAUUUGGAGAAACUCGCUAAAGAUAUGGCAAAGGAUUUGCCGAAAUACGCCAGGCCAGUGUUCUUACGAGUCAUGAAAUCAUUGGAUAUGACUGCUACUUUCAAAAUCAGGAAGGUGGACUUACAAAAGGAAGGCUACAAUCCCUCAAUUUUAACAGACAAACUUUACUACUUCGACCCAAAACAAAAUAAAUACGUUAGUUUAGGACCGGAAGAGUAUGAAAAAAUUAUUUCAGGACAAAUAAGACUGUAAACAAGUGUGUGUGAAUUAUGAUUUAAGUAGUGCGGAAAUGUGUUUGAAGAUAAUUGGUGGAUAUUGUAAAAUUUGCUCAAAAUAUCUGUAGUAAUAAUAUUUAUUUGAAAUUAAAGUCGCCCUUUUUGGAAAUAUAUACGCCAUAAGUGCCUUUGCCGUCACCACUGUAAAAUAAUAUAGGAAACGUUUUACUAGAGCUACCUAGGGCUUGAGACAAAAUCAAACAAAAUUUUUAUGUAAAUGGUCACGUUACAAUCUUCGUUUAGCGUUAGUGGGUCAUGCCUGUCGAAAAGUCAUUCUGACUCAAGCCCCUGAAUAAAUUGUAAAUCGUAUUAAAACAGAGUAAUAAAAUGUAUAUCAAAUUACAAAAUAGUUACUGCUGGAAAAAGUUGUCCUAUACCGGUAUCCUACAUAGUUUUACGGAAAUAUUUGAUAUUUUAUAUUACUGAUAAUUAUAGUCAUACAACCUUUGCUUGUUUUAUUAGAGCAAGCUUUUGUAUUAAAACAUUUAGUUGUUUAAUAGUAAAGUAAUUUCAAUUUGGAAUUGCGGAUGAGAUUGUUGUUAUAAAUUUAUACUAUUUCUAACAAAAUGUUUAGUUUAUAUUUAAAUGCAUUUUAUAAUUUAGGACGGGCUUUUAAUGAUUGCUUAUAUACCUAAGUGAGAUAUGUGUUAUAGUAUAAGUUAUCGGAAAAUAUAAAAAAAUCUUUUUUA